CUUCUCCUCCUCUCGCUUUCUCUCUCACAGGGCAAAAUCUCAUCUUCAUCUCUCCCUCUCUCUCCGAUUCUCUCCGAUCCAAUCCAAUCCAAGCAAAGUCAUCACUAUUUUAAUUUCGUCUUGGUGAAGAUUGACGAUCUCUUCUUGGAUUCGAGAUUAGUGGAUAAGUUUUUAACGGUCUGACUUUGGAUUUAGGAAAGUGAAGUGAACUUCAGGCAAUCAUGAGCGACGAAGGAGAAAGGACCUGUCCUCUCUGUGCUGAGGAAAUGGAUUUGACAGAUCAGCAACUCAAGCCUUGCAAGUGUGGUUAUGAGAUCUGUGUCUGGUGCUGGCAUCAUAUAAUGGACAUGGCUGAGAAGGAUGACACAGAAGGUCGGUGUCCAGCAUGUCGUACUCCUUAUAAUAAGGAAAAGAUUGUUGGGAUGGCAGCAAAUUGUGAAAGGUUGGUGGCUGAGAUGAAUAUGGAGAAAAAAUUCAAAACACAAAAGGGGAAAACUAAAAAUUCUGAAGGAAGGAAGCAACUUAGCAGUGUGCGAGUUAUCCAAAGGAACCUUGUCUAUAUUGUGGGAUUGCCUCUUAAUUUAGCAGAUGAGGAACUUCUCCAGCGGAAAGAAUAUUUUGGUCAGUAUGGCAAGGUUAUGAAAGUGUCUAUCUCUCGUACAGCAGCUGGUACCAUUCAACAUUUUGCAAAUAAUACCUGCAGUGUAUAUAUUACAUAUUCAAAAGAAGAUGAAGCAGUUCGCUGUAUUCAGUCAGUACAUGGUUUUAUAUUGGAGGGCAGAUCUUUAAGGGCUUGUUUUGGAACCACAAAAUAUUGUCAUGCGUGGCUGCGAAAUGUGCCUUGCAGCAACCCUGACUGUCUAUACUUGCAUGAAAUUGGUUCACAAGAGGACAGUUUCACAAAAGAUGAAAUAAUAUCAGCUUUUACAAGGAGUAGAGUUCAACAAAUUACGGGUGCUACAAAUAGUUUGCAACGGCGCUCGGGAAAUGUCUUACCACCACCGGCAGAUGAUUACUGCAAUAACAUUUCUGCUUCCUCGGGCAAACCAAUUAGUAAAACUUCUACAAAUAAUAUAAGUAGCAGUACAAAAAGUUCACCACCGAAUAGUAGUUCUGGGAGAUCUGUUGCUCUUCCGGCUGGAGCCUCAUGGGGAACACGUGCUUUGAACAAUCAGCUGACAUCUAUUUUACCAUCUUCCAAUGGACCACAAAAGCAAAAAUCUGACGCUUGUAAUGGGCCAGUUACGUUCUCUACAGCUCUUGCAAGCUCAAAUCACAUUCCUCUGUCCCAUGCUGAGGUUGGGAAGAAGCUUCCUGCUGAAGAGAAUAAUAAAACUCAACUGGAAAGCAAGCAGAUGUUGGAGCCUCUUAAACAGAAUUUAGGUUCAGAUUCUCCAACUACCAUGUCUGAUGUCCCAAGCCGAUCUAGUAAUCCUACUACUGCAACUACGAGCAGCAAACUAUAUGGCUUACCUGCAUCUAAAGAUAAAGAUAAACAUGUCAUUUUGUCUCCUAAAGUCAUUAACUCUGACGACACCUCCUCAGAAUCCUCUGGAUCUGGUUCAGUGAAAGAUUUAAAAGACGAUAUAGAUGAAAAAGUUAAGACUUUAUCCAGUGAUAUGUUGUCAUUGGCCAUUGAUGAUAAAUGUCGUGGGGUAGAACAAAUCUACCUAGAACCAAGAGAACCUUUGACUUCUCAGACAACUGGGAAUGCAGUGGAAUCUAACGGUGAUAGUUAUCUUCAAAGGAAUAAAUAUUCCGAAACUCCAGGAGUGCAAGUUGCCUCGCAUGAAGAAAAAGAUGACUUGCUAUCUUUUGAAGACCAGAGACUGAAGGAUCCUGAAGUUAUCAGUGAUGCUAGUUACUUACCAAAUAGUUCUCAUUCUUUACUUUCAUCGCUAAACCAUAGAGGUUGUUCUCCUCUGAAGAGUGGUCCUUUCAAUGGUGAUGGUGAUCUUCAUGUUGUAGAUAACAAAGUUGAUUCCGUAUUGCAGUUGUCUGGUACUCCAGUUUUGUCUAGCGGGUACCCUGAGAAUCAGUUCAACAGUUUUGCGUCUUUGGCCAAUAAUGUUGAACAUUCUUAUUUUUUUACUAAUGCUGAGAAAUCUAAGCAUAUUGGGAGAUAUGAUAGUGAAGUUUUGAGUGCCAGCCACAAUGUUGCUUUAGAUAUGGGGGAGAGCAGCAUAAUAUCAAAUAUUUUAUCGUUGGACUUUGAUUCUUGGGAUGAAUCAUCAUUAACUUCACCUCAGAAUUUGGCCAAGUUUUUGGGUGAAAUUGAUGGACAAGAAGGCUCCCAUGGAGUUGUGAGCCCCUGGAAAGUACAGCAAAGCAAUCAGUCGAGGUUCUCCUUUGCAAGAGAGGAGGAUCCUAUGAAUCAUGCCGCUGAUGGUGAAUCAUCUCUUGGAUAUAUUGGUCAAGCUUUUAGGCCUCAAUAUUCCGGCCAUGACUUUGUGAAUAAAGCAAGCAUCCAUUUAGAUAAGGUUGGCACUCGAAAUGGUAUGUCAUUGGUAAAUGCUGAGGAACCUGAUAUUUUUGCCAGCAGUCAUUCUCUUAUCACUUCUAGCAAGCUUCCAGUUUCAAGAUCUCAGGCAUCAGCGCCUCCAGGCUUUUCAACACCAAGCAGAGCACCACCCCCAGGUUUUAUGUCUCAUGAGAGAAUCGAUCAGACUUGCACCUCAUUUUCCGGGCACCCUAUGCUUGACACCUCUGCACUCAGAAAUCAGUAUCAGCCAAUGCAGCCUGGAAAUGUUAUGAGCAAUGGGGAUAUUGAGUUUAUGGAUCCUGCAAUUUUAGCUGUUGGUAAAGGGAGGCUUCCAGACAGCCUUAGUAGCUCUGGCUUAGACAUGAGAUCAAGUUUUUCUCCUCAAUUGAAUACCCUUGAAGAUAAUACAAGGAUUCAGUUGUUGAUGCAAAGGUCUCUUUCCGCUCAUCAGAAUCAUAGACUUGAUGAUAUGGGAGAUGCCUUUUCUUUUGCUGAUUCAUUUAGAAGUCCUUCAAGGUUAAUGGAGCAAUCGAUGGUGAAUAACAUAUCUCCAUAUUCACAAGUCAGUCUUCCACAGUCUAGAAAUCCUUUGAUGUCAAAUGGCCACUGGGAUGGUUGGAAUGAUGUUCAGAGUGCAAAUAAUUUGGGAAUGGCUGAACUCCUUAGACCCGAAAGGUUGGGAUUUAAUAAAUUCUACACUGGGUACGAGGAUUCCAAGUUACGCAUGCCCAGCCAAGGUGAUUUAUACAACAGAACAUAUGGAAUUUAGUAGAAUCAAAGGAACUCUUGGCCUGUGAAGGCCAUAAUGGUGGAACAAGAUCAGAUGUGAUCCAAUGGACAGUGGUCUAGUAAUGAUACAAUAGCUUCCAACUUGCUUGCUUAACAGUGACUUUAAGAGACUGGUUCAGGAACUUUGCGACUUUGUGUUUAGCAAGACGAAGCUGAUGUGUGAUAGGUCUUACCUGGCUGAUUCCGAUUGGUAAAGGAUGAAACCCAGUCAACAGGGUAUCCAGAAACCAAUAGAUGAAGAAAUGCCGAGACUGUGGCUACAUGUGAAGGUUGAAAGAGAGGUUUUGCUGGAAUAUUGCGAUUUCAGGUUGUUCUCCUGUACUACUAAGGAGUUCUAGUGUUCUGUGUACAAUAGCCAAGGAAUUUGUGGAUAAUUUGAUGGAGGGGUAAAGUUGACCAGAAAUGAAAAUAAUGCUAAUUGGUGAGUUGGUAGUUUUUUUUUGUUUUGGGGGGGGG
This is a messenger RNA of Coffea eugenioides, 3727 nucleotides long. RefSeq lists its product as uncharacterized. Bases 222 to 3251 code for a protein of 1009 amino acids. Gene Ontology annotation, biological process: protein ubiquitination. The record is from RefSeq and is a predicted model, not a curated record. Gene Ontology annotation, cellular component: CCR4-NOT complex. Gene Ontology annotation, molecular function: ubiquitin-protein transferase activity; RNA binding. The transcript has 15 exons. Lineage: Eukaryota; Viridiplantae; Streptophyta; Magnoliopsida; Gentianales; Rubiaceae.